AUGGUGAGCGAUCGUACCACGGGAAACCCACUCAGUGCGGGUUCGCUCUCGCUGUUCAUGGCAACAUGCCUUCCCAGUGGCGAGGGACCGCAGCUGAAGAAUCCAACCGAAGCCAUUGCGCUUGCUGUCAAUGCAGGCAUGAUUGCAGUCGGUUUCAGGCUCAUCGGCUUGGGCGAAGACGACAAGAUAGCCUAUGCAGACGCUGAAGAUCCACGGUCACUUCCCCCAGCAUGGAAUGCAUCCUCAUCCUACGCCUUCCGCUAUGCGCACGCGCAGUCUGCUAUGCAAUUCCUGGUCAAGGUCAACAGGCUGGGCGGCAAGGCAGUCAUCUACGCCCUCGCCCUUGGUGACGACAAGACCACGCAUUUCGAGGUCACGACCAAAGACUAUCUCUCAGAGUCACAACUACCGCUCAGCAUACCAGAAGGCACAUCGACAGAGGACAAGGCGAAGAAGAUGCAGGAUCUAUUUAUAUCAGAGGGAAGAUUAAACGACCUGGGCGCGCUGCUUAAGAUAUCAGUCAUACAAAAACUCGCCCCUAGUCUUCACAAAUCAGGGUAUGAGGAAAGUAACUCGGAGCGAGAGCGUACACCCACAGCAGAUCGCCCAGGGCCACAGAGAGGAGAUGCUCCCAACCCACGACAACCGCCCAAUGAUCCUGAACCAGCGCGACCCUACCCAUUCAACGACCCACUAGCCGCACGCCCGCAGCCCGGCAGACCGCUCCCAGAGCCCAUACCCGGUUUCGAAGAUGAGUACGACCUCAACCGACCAAGAGGUGACCUUCGCGACAGCCGAAGUCCACUCAACAUUGGUCACGAUGAUCUAUACCCACCAGGACUCGGCCCCCACGACCCCCUGCGUCCACAUCUUGCUGGCGGUCUACCACGACCAGGUGGAGGGUUUGGCGGUGGCAUGCACCCAACAUUUGACGAUCCAUUGUUCCGUGGACAGGGCGGUCAAGGAGGCUAUGACCCCAUGGCUCCUCCAGGUGCACGCUACGACCCUAUUGGCCCUGGGGAUCCGCUGAGAGACAACCGAGGUGGUCCACGAUUCCCAGGCGGAGGCGGCUUCGGCGGGCCAGGUGGACGGCCGCCUAAUCCAUUCGGCGGGUUUGGUAAUGGGGAUUUCAUCUGA
Molecule: messenger RNA, 1137 nt
Organism: Plenodomus lingam JN3
Lineage: Eukaryota; Fungi; Ascomycota; Dothideomycetes; Pleosporales; Leptosphaeriaceae
Source: RefSeq, a predicted model, not a curated record